AUGCCUCUCCUGUCCGCCCUUCCUGCUUCCUUCUCAUGCGUUUUCUCCCUCACCAGCCUGGAAGUGGGGAAUUGCCCGAAAGUAGCAAUCUUGCCAGAGGGAAUCGGACGGCUGGAGGCGCUUGAGGAGUUCAAUAUCUUUAAUAUGAACGGCCUGGAAUGUCUCUCUCCGUCGCUUCUUGAGCUGCCCUCUCUGUGGACGUUGGAGGUGCGGGGAUGUGGUGGGUUAAGUGCGGUGCUGGGCGAUGAGAAGAUGGUUAAUCGUACUGCCAGGGGAGUAUUAUCCAGCAGCAGCAGUGGCAGCUACGAGUUGCUUCCUUCCAUUCAGAACCUCAAGAUAAAAGAUCCUAAUAUCGAGUCCUUUGGUCCGACCCUUGGUCGUCUCUCCUCUCUCACGCAACUGAAGCUACAAAGGCUUGGGGUUGAUUCGGCUGUACGUCUGAACGCUCUGCCCGAGUCCCUUGGAAGGCUCUCAGGGCUGCGCGUCUUGCAGCUGGUUCGUCUCACCACAAUGCGGAACCUGCCUGCUUCUCUCGGGCAGCUGAAGAUGCUUGAGACGCUGGAUAUCGUCGAUUGCUUCAAGCUGAUGCAGCUUCCGUGGUCGUUCUCGAGACUAUCAAACCUACCAUCCUGCACUCUUAUCAAGAUCGGGAUCUCAGCCCUUCCUGAUGACAUCUGUGAUUGCCCUUUUCUCUCACAGCGAGACAUGCGAGGGGUUCCUGCAAGGAGAGAGGAGGAGGAGGAGGAGGAGGAGGAGGAGGAGGAGGAGGAGGAGGAGGAGGAGGAGGAGGAAGUGGAGGGGGAGGAGGAGGAGGAGGCGGGGGAGGAGGGGGAAGGAGGUUAUGCGGAAGAGGAAGAGUGGGAGGAGGGAGGCUAUGAGGCGGCGGAGAUGGAAAUGGCGGACUGGGGCUGGGAGGCAAUGGAGGAAGAGGAGAGUGGUGGUGAUGAGGAGGACUUUGAGCAUGAGUAUGCCUUAGACAGUGACUAUGACUGGGAGCACAAUGGAGACUGA
Closterium sp. Naga37s-1 is the source of this 1011-nucleotide messenger RNA. The record is from the annotation of a GenBank genome assembly. Lineage: Eukaryota; Viridiplantae; Streptophyta; Zygnematophyceae; Desmidiales; Closteriaceae.